Molecule: messenger RNA, 414 nt
Organism: Brassica napus (rape)
Lineage: Eukaryota; Viridiplantae; Streptophyta; Magnoliopsida; Brassicales; Brassicaceae
Exons: 1
Coding region: 1-414 (137 amino acids)
Source: RefSeq, a predicted model, not a curated record
AUGAAAGGAAGACUUGCCACUGGAGAUUGCAUGAGAUACUGGAAUGGGAAUGUCAAUACGUCACGUGUCUUGUGUAUUGAACUGCUGGAAACUGUAGAGCAUUUAUUUUUUGAGUGUGAUUACUCUGCGCAGAUUUGGGAGGCUUUGAUGAAGGGUGUUUUGAGAGAAAAGUUUACGGUGAGUUGGGAAGAAAUGAUGAGAAUCAUGAGAGAUACAAAGAGAGGGAUGAUAAAUCUGUUUCUUAUCAAGUACAUGUUUCAAGCGACUGUGUACAUGAUUUGGAGCGAGCGUAAUAGAAGGAGACAUGGGGAAACUGAAGCUCCAGCAGACCUCUUGAUAAAGCUUCUUGAUAAGAAUAUGAGAAACAAGCUCACUCUAGUGCAAAGGAAAGGUGAUAAAGAGAUUGGAGAAUGA